Messenger RNA from Mugil cephalus (flathead mullet), 1150 nucleotides. RefSeq names its product phosphatidylinositol glycan anchor biosynthesis, class H (gene pigh). Bases 135 to 680 code for a protein of 181 amino acids. Gene Ontology annotation, biological process: GPI anchor biosynthetic process. The record is from RefSeq and is a predicted model, not a curated record. The transcript has 5 exons. Gene Ontology annotation, cellular component: glycosylphosphatidylinositol-N-acetylglucosaminyltransferase (GPI-GnT) complex. NCBI's taxonomy places the organism in Eukaryota, Metazoa, Chordata, Actinopteri, Mugiliformes, Mugilidae.
ACGGAGAUAGUGAGUGACACUGAUAUGUGUCUUCUUAAUAUCCAAUAACGUAUCUUCAAUAAUAAAAUACCAAGUGUAAUGUGUAUUUAAAUGCCUCUCGUGGAUGUGAUGGACGGGUUAUUUGUGUAUUCGGGAUGGAAGACGAAGCCUUCACUGACAUCAGUGGCAAGUCCAUUUCUCUGGACUGUCAGAAUCACUCCAGCUUUUGCAGAGAGUUUACUGUCAGCUCCCCUAAAGUGUCCAUAGGGAAGGUGAUGGUUUACACCUGCUGUGUGUGGCUUCUGGCGUACACCGUGUUCUUCUUCACGGAGAACACAGCCGUUUUGUCCAGCGCUAUACUCAUCACCCUCGUCGGCAUGAUGCUUCACAUCCACUUUGUGAAGGUGGACCACGAGUCCCUUCUGGUCAUCGGCUCCUUAGGCAUCCAGUUGUCCUCCAGCUACGCCUCAGGCCGGGAGAUCACCACUUUCAUUGAGAUGAGCAAGAUCAAAGAUAUUGUCAUCAAUGAAGCUAUUUACAUGCAUCAGAUCAUCUACUACCUUUGUGUGCUGUUGAAGGACCCCUCAGAGCCUAAUGCGGUGUCAAGUGUUGUGCCAUUGUUUCAGAGUUCAAAGCCAAGGUUGAACUGUUUGGUGAAAGUUUACAAAAGCUGUCAGGAAAUUCUUUCAAAGUGCCAAUGACACAAACGUCAAGCAGUGCUUCUGGUCACACAGCAUGUUUUUUAAUACUUCCAAGUCAUUUUCUUUUGAAUAGAUAAAAGGAGGAAGCAGCUGUUUGAUAUGACCGACAUUGUAUUUUUGUAUUUUUCUUUUUUUUCCCUCCCCUAACCUUUAUGGUUACAUGGAUGGAUGUGGAUGGAGUAUUAGAAACCUGAACAAAAGCGGUGCCAUGUUCUACAGACCAACCGGAGUGUCAAGAUGCUGUACUUUGCUGUGUAGUUAAAUAACUAAAAAAAUAGCACUCGUCAUAGACUACUUGUUAAAUCCUAAAGAGCCAAGCCUUUUAACCCUUUUCUACUGAUAAUGUAUUCAUGCAUAGCAAAUAUUUCUGUAUUUAGAUGUGAACUGACCAGUUGUGUACAUGUCUGUGUUUUAUAAGCAUUCCCAAACAGUGUUUUUGAUUAAAACCUAAAUAUGAUGAAACAUACAAA